This is a messenger RNA of Ananas comosus (pineapple), 2270 nucleotides long. RefSeq lists its product as uncharacterized. Gene Ontology annotation, biological process: transcription by RNA polymerase I. The record is from RefSeq and is a predicted model, not a curated record. Bases 124 to 1644 code for a protein of 506 amino acids. Gene Ontology annotation, cellular component: RNA polymerase I transcription regulator complex. Lineage: Eukaryota; Viridiplantae; Streptophyta; Magnoliopsida; Poales; Bromeliaceae. The transcript has 9 exons.
GCGCCCAUAACUGGGCCGAGGCGAGCGGCGUCCUGAGCCUCCUCCUCAAGGGGACGCCGCGCGGGAGCUCGCUCCUCGAGGAUCGCAGGAACUUUUUGAUGAGGUGUUUGUUCAUAGGUCGCAAUGGAAAUUCAAAAGCGGCUCGGCCGGGGGAGCAACUAUCAGUUGAAGAUUAAGAAAAUGUAUGAGAUUUGGAUGAGCAAGCUCGCAUGGACGAAGAAGUGCUUCAAAAAAAGAUGUUUGAUUCAGCUGGAGCUAGCUUUUUUUUAUCUCUCACAAGGGAAUGUUCAAGAGGCACAUAAUACAACGAAAUUUCUUGUUCAAGAUCGUGAGUGUGCAACUGAGCCAACAGUGAACUUGAUACAUGGGUUAAUACUGUACCAUCUAUGGUAUUCCAGCCUCCCUGAGGAUAUGCAGAUUAAGGGCUUCGAUAUCCAGACAUCCUCAGAGGUGAAUCAUAUGGCCUUUAAUGAUAGUUAUGAAGAAGCUGAUAUGCUGGAAAGUUCAGAAGAUCACGAUGCAGUUAACAUUGAAGAUAAUAAAUUUUCUUCUCACUGUGCAUCAGAGAGCUCAAUUGGUAAUAACAAGGGUAUUUUCAUGGAUUACAAAAGUGAUGCACCGAGGAAGCAAUCAAAUGUUGCUCGUCCUGCAAAUGACUUCUAUAUAAGUGGAUCAGAAAUGAAUGCAGAGAGAGCUGCCUCUCCAAAUCUCCACAGCAACUUCCAGAACACCUCCAUUUUUCUUGCCCGUGGAUUGGACAAAACUUUAUUGCCAAUACAACUGAAGCAUCUUGAUGGGGACCUAGAGCAAUCCAUCUAUCUGUAUAGGAAAUUAGCAAAUGAGAACUACAAAGAUGCCGUCAAACAUUUGAGACUUGCUCUUCAUUCAACACCGCCAGUAAUGGCUGCCUUGUUGCCAUUGAUACAGCUUCUGCUGCUGGGUGACCGCGUGGAAGAAGCACUAGCAGAGCUUGAAAAUUCCUGCCUUAGUUCUACUGCAGCAAUUUCUUUCAGAUUAAGGGCUAGGCUACUGGAGUGUUUUUACAGCAAUCAAGCCACAACAAUUUCUAGUUGCUACGAAGAUGCUCUGAAAAGGGAUCCCACAUGCAUAUACACAUUGGAGAGGCUAAUCAAAAUGCACAAAACUGGAAGUUACAUCACGAUACAACUGAUGGAAAUGAUAGCUCUGCAUCUUGAUUCUGCUGAUGGGAAAUCUAACGUAUGGGAAGAGUUUGCAUCAUGUUUCCUAAAACUACUUACUGCUGGAAUUUCUGACUAUGAAGAUUGUAUCUCAACGAACAUACAGGGAGAUUUUACCAACAUAACAUCAUCUAACAAAAUACCUAAAGUUUUCACUGUGGGUCGAGCAAAAGAGACAUGGAAGGUUCGUUGUAGGUGGUGGGUGAACCGUCAUUUCAGUAAGAACGCCUUUUUAGCAGAAAUUCAAGCUGGGGAUUGGAAGCUUUUAGCUUCCAAAGCUGCUUGUGCUUCUCAUCUAUAUGGGCCAAAAUUUGAGUAUGUCAAAGCUGUUUGGAGUAGCCUUGUGAAGGAAGGAGGGGCCGAUCUGAUUAAAUCCCUGCACACACAUAUCCUAAAUACAGUUAAAUUACAUGAAAAUUUGGAAGGUGACAGCUCAAAGAAAUGAAGAAUUGUGCAAAGGUGGAUGAAAUUAUUUGCUGAUGCCACCUGAUGAAAUAUAAUUAUUAUGCAGCAGUAUGGGGACCAAGCACUGUUUCUGUGAAGAGUUUCGGGACAUAAUCGGUCAUUGCCGCCUUCACCUGCACCCAUCCGAGGCUACUUGUUGCUUUUGUGGUGCAACAACACAAAUUCUUAUGUUAUUAUAUAAUGUGCAAUAAUCGGGAAAAAAAAGUAUAUAAUGUGCAAUUAGUUACCAAUCUGGGGAGGCUCUGCAGAAAUAUGAAUUGCAGAUGGAAAGCAGAAGAGAAUUCUAUUAGUUUUUAUGCAUGUAUGUUUGUUAUUCUUUCUGAUCGGGAUUUGAGCGUACAGGCCACAAAACUUAACCAAGAAAAAUAUCAUCAGAAUCGUCAGACACAGAAUGGAGUUAUUCUGAUAGAAUCAUGCCAAUGUUGUCAACUUUUUUUAGUAGGAUAUUAGAACUGUUUCACCAUCACUCAUCGAUAGAACCUUUGCAACAAGUUUCAAUUUUUAUUUAAAUUGUGUACCUCAUCAAAACCGUUGCAAUGAGUUUCAUUUUUCUUCCAUAUUUUGUUUACCUCAACAAUCCAGACACCAGAUGAAAGAGUUCCGAUA